This is a messenger RNA of Rhizophagus irregularis DAOM 181602=DAOM 197198, 2444 nucleotides long. RefSeq lists its product as uncharacterized. The record is from RefSeq and is a predicted model, not a curated record. Gene Ontology annotation, molecular function: double-stranded DNA binding; damaged DNA binding; telomeric repeat DNA binding. Gene Ontology annotation, biological process: double-strand break repair via nonhomologous end joining; telomere maintenance; DNA recombination. NCBI's taxonomy places the organism in Eukaryota, Fungi, Glomeromycota, Glomeromycetes, Glomerales, Glomeraceae. Gene Ontology annotation, cellular component: nucleus; Ku70:Ku80 complex.
GUUUGAAUAUUCCGUGUUUAUAAAUAUCAAGGAAGCUUUUUUGCGAUGGCGGACAAAAAAUGUACAAUUUAUAUUGUUGAUGUAGGACCUACAAUGUGGCAAGUCAAGCGGGACGAGGGUGGCAUCGCGUUAGACUUGGCUCGAAAAGCCCUUUUGGCCAUGCUUGAAGCAAAGGUUUUUGCGGGUCUUAAAUCCGAUGUGACUGGGUUGCUUGUAUUUGGAACAGAUGAAACAGACAAUCAACUGAAUGAUCAGACGCCAGGUGAAUAUGAGAAUAUAACUACACUAUAUCCAAUAGAACAACCACAAUUACCGAUUCUUCGAACAGUAAAUAACAAUAUGCCUCAUGGAAAUGUACAAGCAGAUGCUUUUGAUGCAAUUAUCGUUGCAUUGAAUAUGAUGGAAGAAUAUUGUAAAAAAUUAAAGUUCACAAAAAAGAUAUAUCUUUUCACUGAUGGAGAGUCUCCUAUAAAUCAAUAUGAUUUUGAUCGUGUAUCAUCGCAAAUUUUAGAUCAAAAUAUAGAAUUAAAUGUAUUAGGUGUAGAUUUUGAUGAUCCUGAUAUUGGACUAAGACAAGAAAACAAAUCUGAAAACAAGAAAAGAAAUGAGCAAUUCUUACGAAAGCUUGCCGAUACAUGCAAGGGUACAAUCUUUUCUAUGGAAGAUGUUUUGAGACAACUCUCAAAACCAUAUAUAAGACCUGUUAAGCCUAUGCCUGUUUACCGAGGAUCCUUAACUCUUGGCGAUCCUCAAACGUACGGUUCAGCUUCACUUUUGAUCGAAGUUGAGUUAAUUGCUCGUACAAUGAAGGCAAAACCAAAAAGUUUCAAAAAGUAUUCAGCUCUUGCAGAAGCAGCGAACAAUAUAGAGAACAAAACAUAUGAAGUGAGCCAUUCUAGGACUUAUUCCAUAACUGUGGAUGAGAAUGUUAAUGAAAAGGUUGACGUACCACAAGAUGAAUUGGACAAAGCUUAUGCGUUGGGCAAGACUUUUAUACCAUUGCCCAAGCAAGAUGAGAACAUUUUUUCAUUUGAAACCACCCCCUGUUUGUCAAUAAUUUCGUUUAUUAGGACGGAAGAGUUCAGACGAGAAUUAGUCUUGUCUAAUGUAUUUACAGUUGUACCCAAAAAAGAUGAGCCGGUUGCUGCUCAGCGUCUUUCAUCUUUCAUACAUGUACUAUACGAAAAGGAUUCAUUUGCCAUAGUUCGAUAUGUAAAGAAACCCCUUGAAUCACCAAAAUUAGGUGUAUUAGUCCCUUAUAUUAAGCCUCCAAAAGAAUGUUUAUAUUUUGCCCGUAUUCCCUUUAAAGAAGAUUAUCGAAGAUUUACUUUUCCAUCUUUGGAUCGUAUCGUGACUAAAACUGGAAAAGAAUUGGAUGUUCACGAAUAUUUACCAACCGACGAAAUGUUAGAUAAGAUGGGGAAUUUUAUUGAAAAUUUGGAUUUGAUGAAUGCAGCAACUGAUGGUAAAGGAAAUUCUAGAGAAUAUUUGAAAGUGAAAGAAUGUUAUAAUCCCGUUAACGUUAUGAUAAAAAAGGCAGUGAGUCAUAAAGCACUAUAUCCAGAAGAAUCAUUGCCACAGCCUGACCCAGCUUUGAAAGCUCAAACAAGAAUGUUGCCAUCUUUGGUGGAAAAAAAUAAGGAACUGGUUGAAGAAAUGCGAGCAUUAUUUAAGAUAAAAGAAGUUAAAGGAAAAGGCAAAACUACAAAACGUAGAUUUGCUGACGCUAAUGUAGUUAUUGAACAAAAUCUGAGUCUUGAUCAACUUUUAAAUAAUGAUAAUACACUUGAAAAUGGGAAAAAACCAAAGUCCGAGAAUGGAGAUAGGGAAGAUUCUUUAAUGUUAGACAAAAAGGAUUCUGUACGUGAAGUAGGUUUGACAGAUCCUCUUGGCAGUUUUAAAGAAAUGAUUGCUAAUCGCGAAGAAGAUUUGGUUACCCAGGCUGUGGAACAAAUGUGUCAAGUAAUUGAACACUUUGUGAAAUCUUCGUUUGGGGCAUCACUGUAUGAAAAAGCACUGGAAUGUUUAAAAUUAUUACGAGAGACUUGUGCCAAGGAGAAUGAAUCCGAAAUGUUUAAUAAAUUUCUUAAAGAUUUGAAAACUCUUGUUUUUACUUGUAAUCCUUCAAAAACAGAUUUUUGGGAAUUGCUUGGAAGCAAUAAAUUAACCUUAAUUAGUAACAAAGAGGCUGAUGAUAGUUCAAUAACUGAGAAUGAGGCAGAAGAGUUUUUGAAAACGAAAUUUGAGAGGAAAUCAAUUAUUGAAACAGCGGAUGAAGAACAAAUGCCAACGGAUGAAUUAUUAAAUUUAAUGGACGACGAUUAAUUUAAAAUUAUUUCAGCGUAAGUAUUUAAUAGUAAUUUUAGAAUAGUAAUAAAAUAGUAACACGUUGCUAAAGAAUAUACAUUAAACACAAAUUAAAUUGCAUGUGCUUAACAAGAAUA